AUGGGGAACUCAUACGCUGGGCAACUGAAAUCCGCUAGAUUUGAGGAAGCUCUACACAAUUCCAUAGAAGCCUCGCUCAGAUGUAGCAGUGUAGUCCCACGGCCAAUCUUCUCCCAGCUUUACUUGGACCCGGAUCAGCACCCUUUUUCAGAUGCAGAUGUCAAACCCAAGGUGGAAGACCUAGAUAAAGAUCUAGUGCACCGCUACACUCAAAAUGGCAGCAUCGAUUUUUCUAAUAAUGUAGCAAUUAAUGAAAUGGAAGAUGACGAAGAUGAAGAAGACAUGUCUGACUCAAACAGUCCACCAAUCCCCUAUGCACAAAAACCUGCCCCAGAAGGAUCUUGUACUACAGAUGGGUUUUGCCAAGCAGGAAAGGAUUUGCGUUUGGUAUCGCUGUGUAUGGAGCAAAUUGACAUCCCAGCGGGGUUCCUCCUGGUGGGGGCCAAGUCUCCCAAUCUUCCUGAACAUAUCCUAGUUUGUGCUGUGGACAAGCGAUUUCUACCAGAUGACCAUGGGAAAAAUGCACUUUUAGGGUUUUCUGGAAACUGUAUUGGUUGUGGGGAAAGAGGAUUUCGGUAUUUCACGGAAUUUUCCAACCACAUUAACUUGAAGCUCACCACCCAGCCAAAGAAGCAGAAGCACUUGAAGUACUACCUAGUCAGAACCUCCCAGGGUGUGUUAUCAAAAGGGCCACUCAUCUGCUGGAAAGAAUGUAGAAGCCGUCAAUCCUCUGCUGUUUGCCACUCCACUAAACCUGUUUCUUCAGUGUCAUCAACUGUGGCUCCAGAAAAUGGGACAGCUAAUGGAUACAAAGCAGGCUUCACUCAGACAGAAGCAGCAAAUGGGACCAGUAGCCAUGGAGGGAAGAGUGGCUCAUCCAUGUCCACUCCAUCCCGCCCCGGGAACUACUCUUUGUCACCAAGACCUAGCUACACAUCCAUAGACCAAGCUAACAUGUUCAUUUCUGGCCCACCUAAGAAACGACACCGGGGAUGGUAUCCUGGGUCACCUGUCUCCCAGCCUUCUCUAGUUAUGCCUGUUCCCACAGUCCGUCCUCUUUCAAGAACUGAGCCCCUCUUAUCUGCCCCAGUUCCACAGACCCCCUUAACUGGAAUUCUCCAGCCUCGGCCUGUCCCUGCAGGGGAAACAGUGAUUGUUCCUGAAAACCUGCUGAGUAACUCAGGAGUUAGACCAGUGAUCCUGAUAGGCUACGGAACUUUACCCUAUUUCUAUGGAAAUGUUGGUGACAUUGUUGUGAGUCCUUUGCUGGUGAAUUGCUACAAGAUUCCACAGUUGGAAAACAAAGAGCUAGAGCAAUUAGGGUUGGCGAGCACCCAACUCCUGAGUGUGGAAAACAUGAUCCUUCUGACUGUACAGUAUCUUGUGCGGUUAGGUCAUGACCAGAUACCUCUCAGGGAAGAAUUUGAGCAAAUCAUACUGAAAGCUAUGCAAGAAUUUACUGUGAGAGAACGGGCCCUGCAGAUGGGUGCUCCAUGUGCCCCCGUGUCACCAGGACAACUCCCGUGGCUCGCUAGGUUAGCUGCCAGCGUGGCUCAAGACAUGGUUCAUGUCAUUGUGACCCAAAACUCUCUGGCAGAGGGCAUUUCAGAGACACUGAGGCUUCUCAGUGAAAUCAAACACUAUCAGAGGCUGCCGGAUUAUGUUGUAGCCAUUUGUGCAUCGAAAAUCAGAGGGAAUGAAUUUUGUGUGGUGGUAUUAGGUCAGCGUCAGUCCCGAGCUCUGGCAGAAAGCAUGCUUACCACAAGUGAGUUUUUGAAAGAAAUUAGUUAUGAGCUCAUCACAGGAAAGGUCAGUUUCCUGGCAUCGCAUUUCAAAACCACCUCAUUAGGCGAUGACCUGGACAAGCUGCUAGAAAAAAUACAACAAAGAAGAGGAGACAGCGUGGUCACCCCUUUCAACGGUGACCUUAAUGAGUGUGUGUCACCUCAGGAGGCUGCUGCUAUGAUCCCCACACAAAACCUGGAUGUAGAUAACGAAACCUUCCAAAUUUAUCAACCACAGCUCACAGUUGCCAGAAGACUCUUGUCCCAGGUGUGUGCAAUCGCAGACAGUGGCAGCCAGAGCCUGGACCUCAGCCACUGAAGCAAAGUGGACUUCAUCAUCAUCGUCCCACGAUCAGAGGUUCUGGUCCAGCAAACUCUCCAACGAGUUCGACAAUCAGGUGUCCUUGUAGACCUGGGUCUGGAGGAAAAUGGGAUGGCUCAUCAGAGAGCAGAGAAAUAUGUUGUUCGCCUGGACAAUGACAUUCAAAGCAAGUUUGAAGUUUUUAUGAGAAGGGUGAAACAGAAUCCGUACACACUGUUUGUACUAGUUCAUGACAACUCCCAUGUGGAGCUAACGAGUGUGGUGUCAGGCUCUCUGUCACAUGGUGAGCCAACUCACGGAUUAGCUGAUCGAGUCAUUAACUGCAGAGAAGUUCUCGAAGCUUUCAACCUCCUGGUGCUCCAGGUGAGCUCCUUCCCCUACACACUGCAGACCCAGCAGUCUCGGAUCAGCCCCAGCAAUGAGGUCCACUGGGUACAACCAGACACAACGGAGGAAAUGGGCUUCGAGAAGCUGUACUUUGGCUUGAAUGAGUACAGCAAGUCCCUGCAGUGGGGGAUCACCAGCCCACUCCUGAGAUGCGAUGAGACGUUCGAGAAGAUGGUGAGCACGCUCCUGGAGAGGUACCCCAGGCUGCAUAGCAUGGUCGUACGUUGCUAUCUUCUCAUCCAGCAGUACUCAGAGGCCCUGAUGGCUCUCACCACCAUGGCGUCACUCCGAGAACACAGCACACCAGAAACGCUCAGCAUCAUGGAUGACCUUCUCAGCUGCCCAGGAAAAAACAAAAGUGGGAAAGGACACAUGCUCAUCGUCAGAGUGCCCUCCGUGCAGCUGGCGAUGCUGGCCAAGGAGCGGCUGCAGGAGGUGCGAGACAAGCUCGGCCUGCAGUAUCGCUUUGAGAUCAUCCUGGGGAGCCCGGCCUCUGAACUCCAUGUUGCAACUCACUUUGUGGCACGAUUAAAGAUGUGGAGAGGAAUUGAUCAGGAAGAGUGGAUCCCUAGAACAUACCAAGACUUGGAAGGUCUGCCCUGCAUAGUGAUAUUAACUGGCAAGGACCCUCUUGGAGAAACUUUCCCCAGGUCUUUAAAGUAUUGUGACCUACGAUUAAUCGAUUCAAGCUACUUAACUCGCACGGCAUUGGAGCAGGAGGUGGGCCUGGCAUGCUGCUAUGUCUCAAAAGAGGUCAUCCGGGGGCCUACUGCUGCCCUCGACCUCAGUGGAAAGGAGGCGGAGAGGGCCCCCACCAGUGAGAAUGACUCUGAGGAGCUGCUCAUCGAUUUGGAGCGACCGCAGAGCAACAGCAGCGCUGUCACAGGAACCUCAGGUUCCAUCAUGGAGAACGGGGUGAGUUCGUCUAGCACAGCCGACAAACCCCAGCAGCAGCCUCUGACCCCCAGCUUCCAGAGCCCCACCCCCAGCGUGCGGCUGGAUGAAGGAGUCUCCGCCAGCACUGCUGCCCCUGGGGAGAGCCUGAAGCAGGAGUGUGACUCUUUGGGCCUUCCGAUGGCCAGCAGCACUACCUCCAAGCCUUCUUCGUCCUCAUCCUCCAGUGCGCAGGCUCUUACGUGGUCAGGGCAGCCCCCCAGAGGCUGCUGGAGCCUGCCCACAGCCCUGCCCCCAGUGGUGAUCUUAUCCAAAGCGGCAUACAGCCUGCUGGGAUCCCAGAAGGGCGGCAGGCUGCCACCCUCCUCCUCCCUGCUACCCCACGCUGAUGUAGCCUGGGUGAGCUCCCUGCGGCCAGGCCUGCACAAGGACAUGAGCAGCGAGGAGCAGUCCCUUUUCAACCGCCAGUGGACCUCGGCCCGGCAGCACCAUGCUGACUACAGCAACCAGCCAGACCCCGCCUCAGGCACCCGGACCUUGCACCCCAGGCGGCUGCUGCUCACUGGGCCCCCCCAGGUGGGGAAGACUGCCUCCUAUUUGCAGUUCCUUAGGAUUCUCUUCCGCAUGCUCAUCCGGCUGCUAGAGGUGGACGUGUAUGAUGAGGAGGAGAUAAACACAGAUAACAAUGAAACCAGCGGAGUGAGCCAGUCAGAGGGAGAUCCCUGGCCUGACAUUGAGACUUUCAGCAAAAUGCCUUUUGACGUCAGUGUGCACGAUCCCAAGUACAGUGUGAUGAGCCUGGUCUACAGUGAGAAGCUGGCUGGGGUCAAACAAGAAGUAAUAAAGGAAUACAAAGCUGAGGAGCCCCGGAAACGAGAAACCGUGUCUAUGAUGCUGACGAAGUAUGCGGCCUACAACACCUUCCACCACUGUGAGCAGUGCCACCAGUACAUGGACUUCACUUCCACCUCCCAGAUGUCUGACUCUACCCUGCAUGCGUUCACAUUUUCUUCCUCGAUGCUGGGAGAAGAAGUCCAGCUCUACUUCAUCAUUCCCAAGUCCAAAGAGAGUCAUUUUGUCUUCAGUAAGCAGGGCAGACACCUGGAAAGCAUGCGGCUGCCGCUGGUUUCAGACAAGAAUCUAAAUGCAGUCAAGAGCCCUAUUUUCACUCCUUCCAGCGGCCGCCACGAGCACGGACUCCUAAACCUUUUCCAUGCCAUGGAGGGCAUCAGCCACCUUCACCUCCUAGUGGUCAAAGAAUAUGAGAUGCCACUGUACCGAAAGUACUGGCCCAACCACAUCAUGCUGGUGCUUCCCGGCAUGUUCAAUAACGCAGGCGUGGCCAUUCUCAGGGACCUGAAAGACUUUAGUUGUGUCAAAGCUCAAAAGUUCUGGAGAAACCCAUUCAGCCAGCCCACAGAAACAGGAAUUUCCAGCAAGAAUGUGUCCUUGAAGACUGUCUUGCAGCAUAUUGAAGCCACACCGAAAAUUGUCCACUAUGCAAUCCUGGGUAUACAGAAAUGGAGCAGCAAGCUGACGUCUCAGAGCCUAAAGGCCCCAUUCUCAAGAUGUCAUGUGCACGAUUUCAUUCUCCUCAAUAUAGACCUGACUCAGAAUGUACAGUAUGACUUCAACAGGUACUUCUGUGAAGACGUCGACUUUAACCUGAGAACAAACAGCAGUGGCCUGCUCAUCUGCCGCUUCAAUAGCUUCAGUCUCAUGAAGAAGCGUGUUCAGGUCGGAGGGCAAAGGGACUUUAUCAUUAAACCAAAGAUCAUGGUUUCAGAGAGCUUAGCUCCUAUCUUGCCCCUUCAGUACGUCUGUGCUCCCGACAGUGAACACACUCUACUGGCAGCCCCUGCACAGUUCCUCCUGGAGAAGUUCCUUCAACACGCCUCAUAUAAACUCUUCCCCAAAGCCAUCCAUAACUUCAAGAGUCCUGUACUGGCCAUUGACUGCUACCUUAACAUUGGACAGGAGGUAGCCAUAUGCUACAUCAGCUCCAGACCCCACUCCAACAAUGUCAAUUGUGAAGGAGUGUUUUUCAGUGGACUUCUCUUGUACCUCUGUGACUCUUUUGUGGGUGCUGAUCUUCUUAAGAAAUUCAAGUUUCUAAAAGGUGCUACCCUGUGCGUCAUCUGCCAAGACAGAAACGCCUUACGGCAAACCAUUGUUCGAUUAGAGUUGGAGGAUGAAUGGCAGUUCCGCCUCCGGGAUGAGUUUCAAACUGCUAACAGCAGUGAUGACAAGCCUCUCUACUUUCUUACUGGACGCCAUAUAUGAGUUUUAGGAGAGUCCAAAAACAACAAACAUCCCUAGAUGGAGUGGGGCAACAAUUAUUGGGGAUUUUUUUUUCCUUUAAAGUACAAUCACUGUGGAGCAAAGU
Cricetulus griseus (Chinese hamster) is the source of this 5773-nucleotide messenger RNA. NCBI's taxonomy places the organism in Eukaryota, Metazoa, Chordata, Mammalia, Rodentia, Cricetidae. The record is from RefSeq and is a predicted model, not a curated record.